Messenger RNA from Paramacrobiotus metropolitanus, 1763 nucleotides. Its product is annotated as SWI/SNF-related matrix-associated actin-dependent regulator of chromatin subfamily B member 1-like. Gene Ontology annotation, cellular component: nuclear chromosome; nucleus. Lineage: Eukaryota; Metazoa; Tardigrada; Eutardigrada; Parachela; Macrobiotidae. Gene Ontology annotation, molecular function: transcription coregulator activity. Bases 325 to 1584 code for a protein of 419 amino acids. The transcript has 8 exons. Gene Ontology annotation, biological process: regulation of transcription by RNA polymerase II; chromatin remodeling. The record is from RefSeq and is a predicted model, not a curated record.
CAUUCGCUUUCGGCUGUGAGAAUCUGGAUUCGAAUCAAUGAAUGAUAAUGAACCGUUCAUUGACAUUGACAGACAGCCUCAGUCAGAAUCCCGAUUCUAGCCAAGGAUGCUGCAGAAGCAAGGAUUUACGCCUAAAAUUGGCUGCUAGCAUUUACAGCACUAUGAAAAGCGAAGGUUGUGAAUAAAGUACGAAAAUUCUUCGAAAUAGUUAGCGGAUUGUACGACGCAACGAUUGAUACCUUGUGGACAACAGUCUCGGUCUGGCGAAAGGAAUAUUACAUUUUUUAUCGUUCCUGUGGGCUAUGUUAAUUGUGGAAAUUAGGAAUGGCAGCCAAAGAUUUUGAGGAUACUGGUAACGAGACCACAGUGGAAGGCAUGGAGACUGACAAUGAUCUGUCGUCUCAAGAUCGUCAGACAGAGAGCCAGGCAGAUGCGGAAAUGGAAGUCGAUGGGGAUGGAGACAAGUCGCGGAGGCCCAUGGUCAGCACGUUUGGCAGUCGACCCGUUCCCUUCAAACUGGAAGACGACGGCGACGAUUACUACAUUGGAUCAGUAGUGGGGAAUUAUUUGCGAAUGUUUCGAGGCCAAUUAUACCGAAAGUAUCCCGCACUUUGGAGACGACAGACUACUCCGGAGGAAAGAAAACGUUUAGCGCAGAUGAAAGGUGUGGAUUCGCAUUCCGUAUCCAGUAAUACGAUUCUUGUGAAAGCCAAAGAAGUGGAUGAGAUUUUAGCGGGUUAUGAAGAAAAAUACCGGCUGGUUUCUGGGGAUGCGGAAAUAUCUCAGACGCCAAAAGAAGCGAAGUCGCGGCGCGCUUCGAAUUGGGCUCCUCAACCCGCCACUUCUCAUCAUUUGGACGCUGUUCCCAGCGCUACACCCAUCAGUCGUGCCCGCCAGUUAAUGCGCCAACCCGGUCGACAUCAUCCAUUUUGUUUCGAUGAUAAACCCCCGCUGAUGAUGGCAAAACAGGCCGCUCAGCAAGAGAUUCUCGUUCCUAUUCGACUGGAUAUGGAAAUAGAUAAUGUGAAACUCAGAGAUACAUUUACGUGGAAUAAAAACGAACUUCUCAUUACGCCGGAGCAGUUUGCCGAAAUACUGUGCGAAGAUUUGGAUCUUCCGAUGGUUCAGUUCAUUCCUGCCAUUGCACAAAGUAUUAAGCAGCAGGUUGAUGCGUUUCCCACGGAUAAUCUUCUCAAUAAUCAGACCGAUCAAAGAGUGGUAAUAAAGCUAAAUAUCCAUGUUGGGAAUAUUUCCUUGAACGAUCAGUUUGAGUGGGAUAUGGCCGAGCAACAAAACAGCCCCGAACAGUUUGCCGCUAGACUGUGCGCUGAUUUGGGUCUCGGAGGGGAAUUUGAGACAGCCAUCGCUUAUUCAAUUCGCGCACAAUUAACAUGGCACCAGUCAGUGUACAGCGAUGCUACUUUGCCACCCAUUGACUGCCCGUUCCGUAACCAUGACUGCGAUUCCUGGUCGCCUUCCAUAGAAGUUCUUUCCGACGCCGAGAUGGAGAAGAAAUUGCGCGAUCAAGAUCGCAAUACCCGACGGAUGCGGCGAUUAGCGUACAACCAAGGCACGAGUUGGUGAUAUUUUUUAAAAUAUUUAUCUUUUGUUUAACUCUGUUUACGGUUUUCCAAGUCUUUGUGCUCUUUUGGUAUUUGUACAAUGUACGGCCAAUCACAGUUUCCAGCACUGAGUUACAGUGUUAAUUCCCACGAUUUUUAAUCACAGUGUCACUGUACAGUACAGCAAAUAGAAUUCUCAAA